Bactrocera oleae (olive fruit fly) is the source of this 2624-nucleotide messenger RNA. NCBI's taxonomy places the organism in Eukaryota, Metazoa, Arthropoda, Insecta, Diptera, Tephritidae. The record is from RefSeq and is a predicted model, not a curated record.
AUGCAAUCAUUAAACGCACUAGAGCUGAACAACACGAGAAAAGCAGAAUUGGGUAUAGUUUUCUUUAAUCGAGUACCAAAAGUUGGUAGUCAAACAUUUAUGGAACUUUUACGUCGCCUUUCGGAGCGAAAUAAUUUUCAGUUUCAUCGAGAUGCAGUGCAAAAGGUGGAAACAAUACGCCUGGCCGAUGAUCAGCAGCAAGAGCUGGCUGAAGUGAUAAGUGAUUUACCCGAACCAUCUGUUUUCAUCAAGCACGUUUGCUACACAAAUUUUACAAAAUUCAAUUUGCCGAUGCCGAUUUAUGUGAAUGUCGUAAGAGAUCCUAUUGAACGUGUAAUUAGUUGGUUUUACUAUGUACGCGCUCCCUGGUAUUUUGUCGAACGUAAAGCUGCCUUUCCCGAUUUACCGCUACCACACCCAGCAUGGUUGAAAAAAGAUUUCGAGACUUGUGUGCUAUCCGGCGAUCAGGAAUGUACCUAUACGCAGGGUGUGACCGUGGAAGGUAUAGGUGAUCACCGGCGGCAGAGUCUAUUCUUCUGCGGUCAUGCAUAUGAAUGCACCCCCUUCAAUACGGUGGGAGCAUUGGAGCGCGCCAAGUUCGCUGUUGAGAGUCAAUAUGCUGUUGUUGGUGUUCUGGAGGAUAUGAAUACGACUUUAUCUGUAUUUGAGAAAUAUAUACCACGGUUCUUUGAAGGUGUUCGAGAUAUUUACCAAAGUAGCGCGGAGUAUUUAACAAAGAUCAAUAAAAACAACUUCAAACCGCCAGUGAGUGAGAAGGUGAAAAAUAUAGUGCGACAUAAUUUCACAAACGAAAUCGAAUUCUACCAGUUCUGCUUACAACGGUUGCACAAACAGUACCUGGCCACACAUAUUCCACAGAAGAUUUUGGCACCCUAAUAACCGUUUUCGCAUCGAUGGAUAGUUGUUAUUGCAUUGUUGUACACUAAUUGCUGUGCAUGGCUAAAUGUCAGAUUUCCAGUGAGAUUUCGCAGAGACACAAAGAGCAAAUCUUGAUCAGCUUAUUUGUAAAUAGCUGGAAUAAAUUAUAAUUAUUAUUAUUUUGUUUUAUUUAAUUAACCAGUAUUAUAGUGAUUUUAGUACGAAAUUGCAGAUAUAUUAAUUUUUGUUGAAAUAAAAACAUAUAUGUUUUAUUAGGCACACACACAUACUGUCAGUGCAUUUUUGACAAAAGAACUUUUCUAACUUUAGCAAGUUUUUCUUUAAGUACAUGAAAUUUGAUCCUUCAUAGAAACAUAAAAUAUUUUAUAGCGAAUUAAAGAUAAUGGUUCCUUAAACAAUACAUAGUUUGGCAUAAUCGGUGAGCUAAAAUUUAUUUAGAAAUAAUUUAUUUUACUGCUCUUGCGUAUAAAACUGCUAAGUCGAGAUAAGUUGUUUUGUCAAAACUCCACGUAUAAGGCAUUAGAGGCAAUAAGUUGGAGGAUCUAAAGCCACUACACACUCAUAAAAAGUACAACAUACAUACAUAUUAACAAAAGUAUGUAGUUUUAAAUUGCAAAGACACAUACACACAUAUGUACACAUAUAUUCAAGUAAAAUUAAAAACAAAAAUUGAUGCGAAAUUUCUAGUCAAUAUGUUAUAUACGUUUAUGUGUAUGUGUAUAGUAUACAUGUGCUGAAAACUCUCGGAUAUGGUUUAGUUUACUGAUUGAAACAUCUUCAUCAAAUUUUACUUUACUUGAGGGCUAAAGUUAUGAAAAGUGCACAGCUUUCAUUACUGUUGUGGCUAAACUUAAAUCACAUGCAUAUCUAGAUUUGUGCGGAUUCAAAAAUCAAUGUGUACAUAUAUUUGUGUAUGUGUGUAUGACAAUUAUCUCAGUAGGAGCAAGAAUAAUAAUCACUCACAGUUUAUAUUAUUUCGAUUGAGGCUAAUACAUAUGCAUAUAUAUCUAUGUGUGUAUGUAUUUCUGUACGAGGGUGAAGUUUAAUUAUGUUAACAUAACUAUAACGUAUAUGUAUGUAAUAUGUCCUUUUUUCAAAAAUAACUUUAAUUAUUUGAAAAUACACGUAAACAAAAAAUUUAAAGGGAGAAUAAUAUAUAAGAGUAAUUAAAAAUUUUUUUUAAACAUUUUACUUUCAGUUACGCAAAUAAAAAUUGGUUUAAUAUGAGUACGCACAAAAUAUUCUAAAUUAUUAUUAAAAUCAUUAAAACCACUUAUAUACUCAACAAGACUUAGUCUUCAUAUUAUUUACAUUUAUUUAUAUAAUUAUUUCCAGCUAAUAAGCGAUCAAUACUCUUAUUCAUUAAAUGUUGAGCGGUAUCGGUUGACAUGGCACAUUUAAAAAAUUUUGUAAUGUAAUUCCUGCUUCUUUAUGUUACUUAAUAAUCAAUUAAUUAAAUGCUGUUAUAUUAUUGUAUUAAAAAGCAACAUAUUUUAUUUACGUAAAUGGUAUGGUAUGUGUUUUUUCAGAAACUUCAUCAUUAGCAUUCGUUAUUUGGCUAUUUACUUAGCUAAUGUUGAGAGCAGGCUGCGGGUAUAAACGAGUUUUCGUACUCAUUUUAUACAAUAUCAACUUUAACAGACCACAAUCUCAGGACUCUCCUUGCAAAGUGUUAGCUUAUUGAUGCACAUACUUGUAUGUAUGAAUAAUAUACGAAAUAAAGA